Prorocentrum cordatum is the source of this 305-nucleotide messenger RNA. The record is from the annotation of a GenBank genome assembly. NCBI's taxonomy places the organism in Eukaryota, Dinophyceae, Prorocentrales, Prorocentraceae.
ACCAGCUACGUGGAGCUCAUCUCGACGGACGCGGAGGCGCAGAGGCCGACGUGGUUCGCCUCGCACUGCUGGUCGGAGGCGAUCUACAGCUUUGUCAUGUGCGUCGAGGAGCACCAGGAUCGCCGCAACCGCGGGACGGACGUGGGCGACGAGGCCGCCAUUUGGGUCUGCGCCUACGCCAACAACCAGCACGAGCUGGGCACCGAGAUAGGGUGCGACCCAAAGGACAGCGCGUUCUUCCGGGCCAUCGCGCUGUGCCGCGGGGUCCUGCUGAUCCUGGACGCGGAGGCGGAGCCGUUCGAGAG